This is a messenger RNA of Arabidopsis arenosa, 2677 nucleotides long. The record is from the annotation of a GenBank genome assembly. NCBI's taxonomy places the organism in Eukaryota, Viridiplantae, Streptophyta, Magnoliopsida, Brassicales, Brassicaceae.
UAAACCCUAAUUCGCCUCUCUUUUGUUAUUCUCUCGUCAAGCAUCUUCAUCGUCUCAAUCAAAGAUGACGACAACUUCUCGUUUUUUCGCUCAGGGUGGAAGUGAAAGUGAAAGUGAAGAUGAGAGUGAUUUUGAAAAAGAGGUUGAGAGUAACAACAUUCGUUACCUUGCAGACUUACCUGACGGUGAGUUUUGUUGUGGUAUGGAUACAAAACGUGUGGUUAAGCCAAGAAAAGAUAAACGUUUUGAGGAGAUGACCAACACUAUAGAGAAUAUGAAGCAUGCCAUGAACAUCAAUGAUUGUGUUUACUUGCAAGAAACGUUUGAGAAACUCAACAAACAUCUUGAGAAAGUUAUGAAGAUUACUAAGUCUGUGAAGGCGCCGACUUUGUAUAUCAAAGCCCUUGUGCUGUUGGAAGAUUUCUUGAAUGAGGAUAAAGUAAGAAAGAUGAGUACUAGUAACUCCAAGGCUUUUAACUCAAUGAGACAGAAACUGAAGAAGAACAAUAUGCAGUACCAAGAAGAUAUCAAUAGGUUUAGGGAGUCUCCGGUAAUCGAAGACGAUGAUGAGUAUGAAGAGGAGCUGGAGGAACCUACUGAUAAUGUUUCUUGGGAGAUGUUGUUUAGUUUAGAUCAUGAAGAGAUAACUUGGAACAUGGUCAACAAGAAGUUCAAAGAAAUAAUGGCUGCUCGUGGGAGUAAAAGAAGAAGUGCUAGACUUAAACUCAAAACUGGCGAGACUCAUGUGGAUAAGCUUAUGGACUUGACAAAGAUUGCCAAGACUCCUGCACAGAAGCUUGAAAUCUUGUUUAGCGUUAUAUCAGCAGAAUUUGGUGGUCUCAGCGAAUACAUGCCUAUCGAUGUCUGGAAGAAAUGUGUGGUUAACAUGCUUACCGUACUUGACAUUCUUGUCAAAUACUAUAACAUUGUUGUGGAUGUUACCGUUGAAGCUAAUGAGAAGGAAACUUCAAAGCCAGUGGAUUACGAUGGAACAAUUCGUGUCUCGGGGAAUUUGGUUGCGUUCUUGGAGAGGAUUGAGACAGAGUUUUUCAAGAGUUUGCAGUGUACAGACCCUCACACCAAUGAGUAUGUUGAGAGAUUGAAAGAUGAGCCUAUGUUCUUGGCUCUUGCUCAGAAUAUCCAAGACUACUUGGAGCGGAGCGGCGAUUACAAAGGUGCUUCAAAGGUAGCCUUAAUACUAGUUGAGUCAAUCUAUUACAAGCCUCAAGAAGUUUUUGAUGCUAUGAAGAAAAUGGCUGAUGAAGAAAUUGAGGAGGGCAAAGAAAGUGGACCUAUUUCGCAGAUUGUUCCUCGUAAGCCUACCUUCGCAGGGAGCAGCCGCGCUAUGAUGGAUACACUUAUAUCCUUUAUCUACAGAAAUGGAGAUGAAAGGACAAAAGCCAGAGCAAUGCUAUGUGAUAUCUAUCAAUAUGCAUUAAUGGACAACUUUGUGACUGCUAGAGACUUGUUGUUGAUGAGUCAUCUACAAGACAACAUUCAACACAUGGACAUUUCAACACAGAUUCUCUUUAACAGGACAAUGGCACAACUUGGUCUUUGCGCCUUUCGGGUUGGAAUGAUAAAUGAGUCACAUAGCUGCCUCUCUGAGCUGUACUCUGGUCAUAGAGUGAGGGAGUUGCUUGGCCAAGGUGUCUCGAAAAGUCGAGACCACGAGAAGACAACAGAGCAGAUGCUAAUGGAGAGGAGAAGACAAAUACCGUACCACAUGCACAUAAACCUCGAGCUCUUGGAGGCUGUUUAUCUUACUUGUGCCAUGCUACUUGAAGUCCCAAACAUGGCAGCAAACUCGCAUGAUGCCGAACACAAAACGAUUAGCAAGAAUAUUCAUCGCCUGCUCGAGAAAAGUGAGAAGCAAGCGUUCACUGCACCCCCUGAAACUAUACGUGACCAUGUCAUGGCAGCCACCAGAGCACUGACCAAAGGGAAAUUCCAAGAGGCGUUUGAAGUUUUGAACUCUCUUGAUGUCUGGAGACUGUUCAAUAACCGCGAUAGCGUCCUCGAUAUGGUGAAAGCUAGGAUCAAGGAAGCGGCUCUAAGGACAUACCUAUUCACAUACUCAAGCUCCUACUACAAGUCCUUAAGUCUUGAUGAGCUGGCCAAAAUGUUUGACAUCUCUGAGUCACAGGUCCAUAGCAUUGUGAGCAAGAUGAUGAUCAACGAGGAGCUUACUGCAAAAUGGGACCAGCCAACUCAAUGCAUCAUCUUCCAUGAAGUGCAACAUAACAGAUUACAAUCUUUGGCUUUUCAGAUAACCGAAAAGCUCUCUACUCUAGCAGAAAGCAACGAAAGUGCAAUGGAGUCUAGAAAUGGUGAUGUUGGUCUUGAUAUGAGUUCAAGGAGAAAGGACAACAGUCAGGACUAUGAAGCAGCAGCAUCAGGAAACAGAGGUCUGCAAAAGGAUGGCUCAAGUCUUACCCGAGGCGUUUCUGCGUAAAGCAAAUGUGGAGAAAUCUGCAGGCAGUGUUAACCUUAGGCUCUUACUAAGAGUCUAAGACCUUUCAUUAUGUUUCAUUACAGUUUUAUGUUUUGUUUUGUUACCAAAGGUUGUUUAGGAAUUGCUAUAUUGGAGCUCAUGUUCUUGCAGCUCUGGUUUUAUCAAUAUGACAUCAUAUGCAUACACUGAAUCAUUAGACGUUUAUAAAAUAUUUUAUUCUUA